AUGUAUGCUUAUAAAUGUUGGGUGGACUCUGACACUGUGAUGUGGUUCAAAAAAGAAUGGCUCUACUCAAACAAUGGCCUUACGAAGUGUUUUCUUCUACCUUCUAUAUAUCUCUUUCUUUCUUUAUCAGUGUGCUUUUAUUGUUUAAGCUCACAAAAAGAACCAAACCCAAAACCAAUCUGAAUCUGCCUCCAUCUCUACCAAAACUACCAAUCAUCGGUAACAUUCAUCAGUUUGGAACACUGCCACAUCGAUCUCUUCGAGACCUCUCUCUCAAAUAUGGUGAUAUGAUGAUGUUGCAGUUGGGGCAGAUGCAAACUCCAACCCUAGUGGUUUCAUCUGUAGAUGUGGCCAUGGAAAUAAUCAAAACUCAUGACCUAGCCUUUUCUGACAGACCCCACAACACUGCUGCAAAGAUCUUGCUCUAUGGAUGCACAGACGUUGGCUUCGCAAGCUAUGGAGAAAAGUGGAGACAGAAAAGGAAAAUAUGCGUCCUUGAACUUCUAAGCAUGAAAAGGGUGCAAUCAUUUCGUGUCAUAAGGGAAGAAGAGGCUGCGAAGUUGGUAAAUAAGCUACGUGAGGCAAGCUCGAGUGAUGCAAGUUACGUGAACCUAAGUGAGAUGCUUAUGUCAACGUCUAAUAAUAUUGUGUGUAAGUGUGCUAUUGGAAGGAACUUUACAAGAGAUGGUUACAACAGUGGGAAAGUGUUAGCGAGGGAGGUUAUGAUUCAUCUCACAGCUUUCACAGUGAGAGAUUACUUUCCUUGGUUGGGUUGGAUGGAUGUUCUCACUGGAAAAAUUCAGAAAUACAAGGCCACUGCUGGAGCAAUGGAUGCUUUGUUUGAUCAGGCAAUUGCUGAACAUUUGGCUCAGAAAAGAGAAGGUGAACACUCCAAAAGGAAAGACUUCCUGGAUAUCCUACUCCAACUUCAAGAGGAUAGCAUGCUCAGCUUUGAGCUCACCAAAACUGACAUCAAAGCACUUGUAACGGACAUGUUUGUGGGAGGUACUGAUACAACUGCGGCGGUAUUAGAAUGGGCCAUGUCAGAGCUUUUAAGAAAUCCGAACAUAAUGAAAAAAGUUCAAGAAGAAGUGAGGACAGUUGUAGGUCAUAAAUCAAAAGUGGAAGAGAAUGAUAUUAGUCAAAUGCACUAUCUAAAAUGUGUAGUCAAAGAAAUUCUAAGGUUACAUAUUCCUACUCCUCUUUUGGCUCCUAGAGUAACAAUGUCUGAUGUAAAACUGAAAGGAUAUGAUAUUCCUGCAAAAACAAUGGUAUAUAUCAAUGCAUGGGCAAUGCAAAGAGAUCCUAAAUUUUGGGAACGCCCUGAAGAGUUCCUGCCAGAAAGAUUCGAAAAUAGUAAAGUUGAUUUUAAAGGUCAAGAAUAUUUUCAGUUUAUUCCAUUUGGUUUUGGGAGAAGAGGAUGUCCUGGGAUGAAUUUUGGAAUUGCUUCUGUUGAGUAUCUGCUUGCUAGUCUUCUUUACUGGUUUGAUUGGAAGUUGCCUGAAACUGAUACACAAGAUGUAGAUAUGAGCGAGAUAUUUGGACUUGUUGUCUCAAAGAAAGUACCACUUCUCCUUAAACCAAAAACCUUUUCAUUUUAAGCCAAGUUAUAAAUGCAUGUUUUUGUUCUUAAAAUGAAUAUUGUUGUAAGUUUUUCUUUAUCAGUAUUAUUAUUGUUGUAAGUUUUCUUCUCUUUGUGUGAUGUUGUUGCCCUAAAUAAUACUAGUAUUUGAAGUAUUGUCAAAUUUAUAAAGACAAUAAAGUUGGGCUCGGA
Glycine soja is the source of this 1774-nucleotide messenger RNA. Its product is annotated as cytochrome P450 71A1-like. Gene Ontology annotation, molecular function: iron ion binding; monooxygenase activity; heme binding. The record is from RefSeq and is a predicted model, not a curated record. NCBI's taxonomy places the organism in Eukaryota, Viridiplantae, Streptophyta, Magnoliopsida, Fabales, Fabaceae. Bases 57 to 1601 code for a protein of 514 amino acids. The transcript has 2 exons.